AUGAAGUUCACUUUCGCCAUCGCCGCUGCCAUCUUCACUGGCCUCGUCUCUGCCCUCCCUGCCAAGGAGGUCGAGUCUCGCCAAGUGCCCUACAUCCCCUGCAGCGGCAUCUACGGCUCGGCCCAGUGCUGUGCUACCGACGUUCUCGGUCUUGUGAACCUCGACUGCGGCCAGCCCCCCGAGACUCCUACCGACGCCGAUACCUUCAGCGCUAUUUGCUCGGCCAUCGGCCAGCGUGCCCGCUGCUGCGCUCUCCCUGUCCUCGACCAGGGUGUCCUCUGCAACACCCCUGCUGGCGUCCAGCCUUAA
Messenger RNA from Podospora anserina S mat+, 309 nucleotides. RefSeq lists its product as uncharacterized. NCBI's taxonomy places the organism in Eukaryota, Fungi, Ascomycota, Sordariomycetes, Sordariales, Podosporaceae. Gene Ontology annotation, cellular component: extracellular region. The transcript has 3 exons. The record is from RefSeq and is a predicted model, not a curated record. The coding region runs from base 1 to 309 and encodes 102 amino acids.